Monomorium pharaonis (pharaoh ant) is the source of this 4243-nucleotide messenger RNA. RefSeq lists its product as uncharacterized. Gene Ontology annotation, molecular function: G protein-coupled receptor activity. The transcript is spliced from 11 exons. Gene Ontology annotation, cellular component: membrane. NCBI's taxonomy places the organism in Eukaryota, Metazoa, Arthropoda, Insecta, Hymenoptera, Formicidae. Bases 1070 to 3088 code for a protein of 672 amino acids. Gene Ontology annotation, biological process: G protein-coupled receptor signaling pathway. The record is from RefSeq and is a predicted model, not a curated record.
UUUGUCUUUUCCCAUGAAUAUUUAAAAAAGAGAAAAAAUUUAUUCUUUACAGUUCAAAUUGAACGCGAAGUUACGUCAAUGAUUUUUAUUUCAAAAUGACAGGUCAAUGAUUUGCGAGAGAUUGCACCGAUCCGCAGUGUAUCAAGAGCAAAACCAAGAAUCUUGCGCGGCCGGCACCCCGGAAGCGCCGAUUGCGCGCGUCGAUGGAGAGACGUCGCGACGCGCCGACGUGGUCGCUUUCGCCCGUUUCCUCUCUCCCUCGCUCUCCUUACCCGUCGACUUUAGCACGUGGCAUCAAAGAGAAGGAUAUACAUCGGGGUGGUCGGUCUUCCCGGCCAAACGGCGACGACCCUCGCUCGUCGUCGUUCAUUCGCGCGCGCGGAUUCGAGAAGUUCUCUCGCAAGUCGAAUUAACAUCGUCCCUUUCGUCUCGUCGACCCUAAGUGAACAUCGAAGUACCUCGCGGCGUAAUCAAAUCCAUUCCAAGCGCGGUUUUAGAUCGGACGGAGUUCCGCCGUAUGGGAUUCACAUUCGCUAAGUUCGCGCUGAAGAGAUCUCGGCAUCGUUGCCGUCUGGAUCCUCGAUCGCUCUCCGACACGAGGGACGAACAUGAAAGUCAGUUGAUUUUAUCCCUUAAACGAGCUUAAGAUGGAUACGUCAUCGGGUAACACAUGUCUAUCCGCUAUGUGAUUUAUUGGAGCACACCUUUCGGUACCUUAAUCUCCAUCUUUUCGCUACCGCGCUUCUCGCAAACGCCAAAUGGAGCAAAAUGAAGAAUGCGCAACUACGUCACGAAGUGCUUCACUUCAGUGAAGUAAUAGUUUGCUACACAAAGGUUGCAAGGAAGAGCACUUCUAGAAGAGAAAAGAGGCACAAGAAAGCGAUGGAUAGUAGAUCGAUUGAACAAAAACGAUUUUCAGUCAGAACCACCAUUACCAUGAAAUCGCAAAGGAAAACCUGGCAGUUCAACGAAAUCGACAAACUCACUUGAACUAGAUUCUUUUUCUCUCAUCUAAAAAAUAAAUCCCGAACGAGGAAAAAAAUAAAAGUACUCGGGAGGAAGAGGAGGAAUGGGCCUUUUGGCCUUUAACGUAUCACUCAUCCUCGUGUCAACUCUAGGUCUUCUCCUGAAUGGUUACGUUCUUCUUGUCGUUCUUGGUCUCAGUAAACAGACGCAACAGCAACAAACGGCGAAUACUUUAUUGCUGAUCCACUUGGGUAUCGUGGAAGCCGCGGUGUGCCUGAUACUACUGAUCUUCACGAUCUUAUCGCCAGACGUGUCCGAUACGUGGUGUAUUCUUCAUGGGUUUUUACUAGCGUUGCUACAUCCAGUCGCCCUUUGGACUGUCACCGGAUUGAACUGUGACAGGUAUUACGCGAUCGCCGCACCGCUGCACUACGCCGCCCUGGUCUCGCCGCGUCGCGUGAUUGUCGGGCUGGCUGCCUCUUGGAUGGGCGCUCUGCUCCUUUGUCUGCCGCCGUUCUCGGGUCUGGUGCCACCUUAUAGAUAUAAUCAAGGAUUGGGUUGCUGCGCCCCGGAUUUCGGUAACAGCACUUGGGGAUCCGCCGCCGCGCUCUACAGCGCUGCUUAUGCCAUUCUGGGCCUAGGGCUACCGGCCGUUCUCGUGACAGUCUGCAAUUUACGCGUGUUGGGCAUAGCGCGAUAUCACCGUCACCGUAUCGCCAGCGCGAUCUAUGAGGUCACCUUAAGUGCCCAGGUGACCAUCACUCAUCAGCGAAAUCCAUUUUUCGUGCCAACCGUCACCGCACCCUCUGCCGGCGGACCACCACGUUUCCACAGUGCCGCCAGCACGGUGAUGCAGCUAGUCGGCUCUCUGUACCUGCUCUAUUUUCCGUAUUGUGGGUUUAUCCUCUGGGAGGCUUGCGGCGCCGGUAAUCAGCACUGUCUUCACCCGCAUCCUAAGCUCGCCUCUUUAGCGUGGCUACUUCUCGCGUGCUCACCACCCAUCAACAGUCUCCUCUACGGCCUGAAAUCGCAAACUCUGCGACGAUCCGUGCAGAACUACUGGCGGAAAAAGGCAACAAAAUCGGAAUUACAGCAGGAGAUACAGGCUAGAACGCCGAGCGUCGCGGGCUCCAGGCGACCUUCCGGAAGCGGAAAUACUUCCUUCUUCCCAUUUCCGCCUCUUCAGCGAAGGCUCAGCGAGGCGUUAUUGGCCCUCGGCUCGUGCAGGACCGGGGGUAGUUUUGAAAGUAAUAAUCUGGGGUUCCAGCGCGGCAGAUUGCAGCCCGCCGUCUCAUGUAAUACUCUUAGAGUGCCGACCGCUGAAUCAGGUGAGCCGAGCAAAUUGGUGAGGGCGAGCGCGAGUGCUGUCAGUCUGAUGGGUCCCCAUUAUCGAAGCGACUUUAUCGGGGCGGAUUUGGGCGCGGGAUGCUCCGUAGCUAUGUGCGAGACCCCGAAGAAAAGCCCGAGGAUCCUCAUAACGCGCGCGUACAGCGAAGAGAGCCAAGACGGAGGCAGCCCCCUUCUGAGAAAGCCUCUUAAUUCCAAUACUAAUCCACCACCGUGCGAAAAACGUCGAUGGCGACACUGCAGCACCGGAAGCGAGAGCAGUACGGGUAGUAGCGAUGCGAGCGUAUGGACCACCGGCGUGGCUCCAAAGUAUAGCAAGGGCAACGCGAAGAACUCAAACGGCUGGUCGUCACGUACGCGACACGUACGCGGCAAAAAUUUGGAAGAAGGUGCACUGUCAACUGCGACCAGGCCGAAUAAUAACAGCGAAAGCAGCGAUACCACGGAUACGACUACGGCUACGACGACAACUACCACGCUGCUUAAAUCUCUCGCCAUGGAGACUGGCGAACAGAUUGAAAAAAAGAAGGAAAGCGUGAAUGGCAAUAUGAAGAAAAGAGAGUUCAGCGAGAGCGAGAGCAGUUGGAGCAGCGUCGAAGAAAUUGAAAUCAAGGCUGAAAGGAACGAUGAGGACGACAAUCUUGAGGGGUCAAAGGAGGAUCCGCAGACGAGGCCUCCGCGACAAAAGUCGAAAAGCAGCAAUCGCAAACUCGAAGUUUCCGAAGACCGCGAGGAGGCUGCGCAGCUGAGGCCUCUUCUAACUCCCUUCUCUUAAGCCUAUCUUCUUAAAUGUGUAAUAUUUUCCUUUAUAAAUUUGUUUGGUGUGUAUGCGUACGUGCGUGUGUGUAUGAAUGAAAUUUCAUUGCGUGUACUAAGCGACACUAAUGUCGUUUACAGAAAAUUUCGCAAUAAGCGAUCAUUAAAUCGUGACGAGUUUAUUUUAAGAAUUUGCGGAAAUAAAAUUAACCGAUGAACUGCGAUAAAAAGGUUACUUUGAUAACUUGCAUUAAUGAUAUAUAUUCGUGUUUGCGACACGAGAACGUAAAGGAAGAGUUUGACAAUUUUAUUCAAAAGUGUACGUUUUUCGUAAGCUGAUCUCAAUCGCCUGUCACUUGUCCUAAUGCACUGUAAAAAGUUUAAGAAGGAGAUAUGGAUUUAAUCUUCGCAGAUCUUUAUAUGCUCGACGUUAAUAUAUCGACAUAUCCUGAAAUUAUAUUUUUGUACUUUCACUCUGUAACAUUAUGUGACGCAAUAAUGACACGAGACCAUCCUUUACAACAAAAACCGAAGAACCGAUUAAUACAUCGACGAACUCAAUUUCGAGAAAUUUGUUCGUUCGUUCCACAAAAUUAAUCGAUGACAGUUUUCGAUCAAAUACCAAUAAAAGUUUGCGUCAGCGAUGAAUUCGCAAAAACACGUUAUCUACGAAAGUUCCGAUCCAAUUUGUCUUUAAUUUAUUAAAACAAGUCAUAAAGACUCAUAGAAGAACGGAGAACAACGGACAGAAAUCGAACACCCGAGAAAGUUCUUUUGAUAGAAAAUGAUAACAUAAUUACGUUGGAAUCAAAGAAACGAAUUCUGAGGAAUGUUUGAACGUUUCGUUCUAUCAGGCGCCGAGUUGUACUAUUAAAGAAAAAAGCUAAAUCUCACGUGAUCUCUCUAUUUUUUGUAAAUGUCCAGUUUCGCUCAGUAGUUAUAAUCGCAUUUAUUGCGACGUAAAUUCCAUGUUUUUUUUUUGUGAUGUCUACGAUAACUAUUAGCAACGUAGAUAACGCUACAAUUAGCCGUUGGAAUUGAUGCUCCAAAAAAACUGCUUAGGGCAUAUAUGUACGUACAAAUCUAUGUGUACAAAUAUCCUCGACGUUUUCUAUGAACGUUUGACAAUGUGAUUUUAGUAGAAACAUUUUCAAUAAGAGAAACGUGUUAGAAG